Molecule: messenger RNA, 1128 nt
Organism: Letharia columbiana
Lineage: Eukaryota; Fungi; Ascomycota; Lecanoromycetes; Lecanorales; Parmeliaceae
Exons: 3
Coding region: 1-1128 (375 amino acids)
Biological process (GO): mRNA processing
Cellular component (GO): mitochondrion
Source: RefSeq, a predicted model, not a curated record
AUGCUGUCGCUUUACUCGAGCGAGUUCGUUCGCCGAAGUACCUGGACAUGCCUAUCAUGCUCCGCCCUUUCCAGAACAUCCCAAACCCUGAUAGCAAGCCCACCAAAUCGAUUACCAGCACACGACCACCAGCGCAAACACUCAUCCUCGAAGACCCCAAGUGCGCCCAAAGAUGAGACCCGGGCCAUCACUACUCCCUCUGAAGCCCCCAGCAAAGAUGCUAAAGCCGCGGUCAAGGAAGGCACAGAGAAACGCCCCAACACCCGUAUCAGCAAACGGAAGUCGAAAGACAGCAUCCAAGACACGGCGGGGAAGAGCAGUAAUGAGUUGACAUUCAAUCUGCCAAGUGUGCCCACGACGAACCACUUGCAUGCCGUUGAUGUUCACAUGUCAAACUUCUUCUCAUUACACAGGCCCAUAUCCGUCACAAUGCCUAUACCGCCAGAGUCUUCUGCUGCUGCCUUUUCUUCGAUCUUUGACCCAAAACCGAUCCCGAAGCACAAACCGACCAAUGUUAUCUACACCCUCUCAUCCGCCGUCAAUACACUCGAGAAUGCUGCCUCGAGCACCCAGAACCAGAACUCCCAGCCAAUGACAAAAGAAGAAGUCGAUCUCCGUGCUGCUGUCACUCAGGCCUCACACUCCAACGCUCACCCCUCUCCUCACCAUCUCGACUUACCAGCUAAAACCUUUCACCUUAACCUGCAAGAGCUUGUCAAGAACUUCCGGCCCUACAUGAGACCACUACCCCCCCGUUCCGAUGGACUCUGCUCUCCCCCGAAGGAGCCCCACGGAAGACUUCUGAGCAAGCCGAACUCCAAUCCGAAAAACACGUACCGUAGCGGCCGUAAGUCCUACGAGUCGCACACCACCCCUAUCGUCGAAGGCCCGAGCUCUUCUGCAGGAGAAAGGGAGAAAGAGGUAUAUUUGCCACCUGCACCUCGCGGCCAGCCAUUCCUGGGACGGAUGCGGGAAAGGCAGUUACAGUACAUGGAUAGGUUAGGUGAUGGCGAAAUAUGGCAGGUGAUCAGCGUGAAGAGGCAACGGAAGUUGAAGAUGAAGAAGCAUAAAUAUAAGAAAUUAAUGAAGAGGACGAAGAAUCUGAGGAGGAGGUUGGAUAGGACAUGA